AAGUAGAAAAAUUGUUUGAAUAAUAUAAUAAUAAUUAUUAUUAUUGAAUUAAAUAUGAAAAUCAUACUAACUUUGGCAUUACUGGUGGUAACCAUUGCUGUCGUAUGCAAUGCACAGACAGCAGCGUAUGAUGAGUCAGCUGAAGCAAUUGAAUCAUCGGUGGAUCAAGAAACAUCAACUGACCAUGAUGAUUUGGAUGAACAACUACGUAAAAAACGAUUUUUGAGCAAUGUAUUCAAACAAGUAGCUGAUGCGGGAACAGGUAUGUUUGGCCAGGGACUAGACAUGUUUGGUAAGUUAGCUGAAACUGGUAUGAAUGCCGUAGACCAGGGAAUGGGUAUGACUGAAAAAUUGGUGAAUCAGGGAGUGGAAAUUGGCACAAAAAUGGUGAAACAGCCAAUGGCUGACCAUGAUGAUUUGGAUGAACAACUACGUAAAAAAAGAUUUGUGGAUCUAAUAAAAUCAAUGGCUAAUAUGGGAACAGGUAUGCUUGGCCAGGGACUGGAUAUGAUGGGUAAGGUAGCUGAUACUGGUAUGAAUACCGUAGGCCAGGGAUUGAAUAUGGCAACAGGAUUAGCCAGCAAAGGGUUGGGUAUGGGUAAACAGAUGAUGGAUAAGGGAUUUGGUAUGGCCAACCAAGCAACUGGUCUAGUAGAUGGUAUUACCGGUAGUAAUGGUAGACGACAAGGAAACGGUGGUUACAGAAACAAAAAUCGCAAACAAAAACAACGACAACAAAAACAACAAGAAGAAGUCGAUGAUGAAAAUGUUGAUAAUAAUUAACAAUAGGACAGACAAAUAGACAGACAGUUUAAAUUUAAAAGUUGAAUAAAUAGUUCUACUUUUUUUACGGCUAAAAUCUAAUCAAACUUUUUUUUUAACUGAUUGUAAAAUUAAUAAUAAUUAACUG
Oppia nitens is the source of this 910-nucleotide messenger RNA. RefSeq lists its product as uncharacterized. Lineage: Eukaryota; Metazoa; Arthropoda; Arachnida; Sarcoptiformes; Oppiidae. The coding region runs from base 55 to 783 and encodes 242 amino acids. The transcript has 7 exons. The record is from RefSeq and is a predicted model, not a curated record.